UAAUAAAACGCAAAAAUGUUUUAUUCUCCAAAUAGUGACGCGUCAUUAUCGAUAUUGAUUGGCUUUUAUCUUUCGUGAUGAUGCUUACGAAAAAUCGGCGAUGUGGGAGUCAUUACAGGUUUAAAUGUUUUUCUUUUCAUUUCUCUGCGCUAAUAUCAAGUAGAAAAGGGUAAUCAUCAGUGGCCCACGUCGGUCCACCUGGUCCACACAAGUAUUCGGUCGAACAUUAUUUUUCACACCAUCUUCAUUUUGGGACAAGAUGGAACCCGAACAGUUCCGCAAACUGUUCAUCGGCGGCCUGGACUUCCGCACCACAGACGACUCCCUCAAGAAGCACUUCGAACAGUGGGGCGACAUCGUCGACGUGGUCGUGAUGAAGGACCCCACGACCAAGCGGUCCAGGGGUUUCGGUUUCAUCACCUACUCCAAGGCUCACAUGGUGGACGACGCUCAGGCGGCCCGGCCGCACAGGGUCGACGGCAGAGUGGUCGAGCCGAAAAGGGCCGUGCCGCGACAGGAGAUCGGGCGGCCCGAAUCGGGGGCCACCGUCAAGAAGCUGUUCGUCGGCGGCAUGAAGGAGGACGUCGAGGAGGAGGACCUGAAAGAUCAUUUCGGGAGGUUCGGCAGCAUUUUGUCCUGUACGAUCGUGACGGACAAGGAGACGGGGAAGAAGAGGGGGUUCGCGUUCAUCGAGUUCGAGGACUACGAUUCUGUUGAUAAAAUUGUUUUGCAACGCAGCCACAACAUCAAGGGCAAGCACGUCGACGUCAAAAAAGCUCUAAGCAAAGCGGAAAUGGAACGCGGCGGCGGCGGGCAGGGCGGUCGAGGCGGUGGUCGCGGUGGACCCUCGCAGGGCGGCCGGGGCGGCGGCGGCUACAGCCAAGGCGGCGGCGGUGGAGGCGGAGGCGGCGGAUGGAGCAGCCGUGGGGGCGGCGGAGGCGGACAGAGCGACUGGAGCCAGCCGCAGGCGUCGUCCGGCGGGUACGGGGGUGGGCCGUGGCAGCAGCAGCAACAGCAGCAGCCGUGGGACGGCCAGGCGGGCGGGUCCUGGGGACAGCAGGGAGGUUAUAGUAGCGGUGGUCCUUGGAGCCAAGGCCCCACCACCCCCGACGCCUUCGGCAACAACUACCAGCAAAGCUACGGCGGCGGCGCCGUCAGGAACAACUACCAGCAGCAGCGUCCUGCACCGUACAAUUCUGGAGGCUACGGUGGCGGCGGCGGUUAUCAAAAUGGCGGCAAUCAGGGGGGCCCGAGGAGGUUCUAAAACGUAAGUGCACUGUUACGCUGCUUCUAAAAAAUCCCAGCAGUGCCAAGUGUACCUAGCCCCAUGGGCAUUGAAUGUUUUUUAUCAGAUUAAAUGAAUCCCGCAAAUUUUCACCAAGAUUAUAAUAUGUUUAGUGCAAAAUCAAAGCAGGUCGUCAUUUUUGGGAAAUAAGUGUUGUGAAACAAUAUAGUAUAGGUUAUCACACGUUUAUAGUGGAUUAUAUCGAUAUCAACGUAAGGAAGGGUUAACAUUCAUUCCUUGUAUUAAUUGAUUACAUAUUUUGACUUAGUUUUUGACUUCACGUUAAUUUUAGAUAAUGAUUGUAAUUUGUAUUUAGAAUAAUUUAUUAAAGAUAUGUAUCACAUUUCAGUGUUUUUUGUCGAUAGGAUAGUGAGUACCAAAAGAAUUGCAUAUCUCUAGGUUAGAGAAGUGAAAAAGUCAGCAGUAAAAAACAGACAGCUUGAGGUAGGUUUGCGCAAAUUAAUAAUCAAAAACAGAAAUCUAGAGGAAUCUUGAUUGAUGUCAAGUGGUAUCAUAUUAACGUAGUAACCUUUACCAGAGAUUCCAUGUAAUUUGUGCUUCUGGAACAUUUCAUUUUCGAGGAGGGUUUUGAAUAAUCUUGAAGUGAUGUAGAAAAUUAAUCUAAUUAUUGGCAAAACCUGUCAGUAGGUAACAAAUUUUGUUUGGUCGGUAGUGAUCAUCCCUUAACUGUCUAUUCUUGAUCGGUAAAACUAGCCAACAUAAUUUUAAAUAAACGUUGACCAUCCCUGUGUCAACAUUCAUAUUUAUACAAGGUGUCUGCAAGUCAAGGGAUCAAAGUACUAGAAAAUAAGUUUCAACGAAACUUGAUAGCAAUUUUUUUAUAUCACUAUUAUAUCCCUACGUAGUGAUGACAUACUGAAUGAGGUACAUUCUUCAGUGAAUAAGAUUAAAAGUAGGUACCUAUGAAAACAACAGUUUUAAUAUUAAUCAAAAACUACUAAAACUACUGUAUAAUUUACAUACAGGAGUCAAGAUGUGACCAUCUUGGAAUGACACUGCAAGAACUGCGGGAUUUGAAAAGGGAUUAUUUCAGAUUAUUCAAUCUUGCCUUGGUCAUCAUUGACCUCAAUAUCCAAACAUCCUCUAAAAGAAGAGUUGUUAUGUCGAUCUUUUUUAUUUCUGGAUGAGCAAUUUGUGUGGACAAUUGAAUGGGAUCUUCUGAAACUGGGACACAAUGUUUAUCAUCAAAAUGAGACGACUUAGGUUAUAGUAUUUUCAUUCAGUGGAAAUGCUUUAGGCUACUAGGUUGGUAGGUAGGUAGGUAGGUAAUUUUUUUUAGUUUUCAGCAAGGAGUCAGUAUAAGUGAAUGACAAUUUUAAUCAGGUGCAAACUUCAUUCAGGUCUGAAAAUAGGAUGAUAAAAUAUAUAGGAAGAAGGCAGUUUUGAUUUACUAGUGUAGACAGGAAAAAGCAUAGGACAGUGUAGCUUGAGGUUUAGAGUUCACUAGGUAUGUAUAGUUUGAUUUUUGUUAGGUGAUAUUAUAAGUACCAGGCAAGAAUUGUUUUAUCAUUGUGAUCUGCUUUCGAGAGUAAUUUUUCAAAUAUCGAUAUUUCUUGGUUUCAACGUUAAUUUAUAAAAACUCUUAUGGCCAUUUAGUAAAUGAAAAAAAAAUCAAGCCAUUGUCUCCAGAUAUUCUGUUUGUAUACAGUGGCAUAUUCUUUGUUUUAUUCAAAAUAGAACUUGUUUUACAAUGAUAGAACAGUCACCCUAUACAGGACCUUCACGUUACUUCUGAUCCGCAAUAACUUUUUUGUUUGACAAGAAAAAUGUUUGACAUCUCAGAAAAAAGUUAUGGGCAUCUCUCACAUUUUCGAAAUUCGGAUUUCUCUGUGUACUGAUAUUCAGGUGGGAAUUGAAAAGAAAUCAACAAAACCAGAAUUAAUUGAGGUGUCAAUUAUGGAGAUAUGGCCAAAAGACUAGUUCGAAUUUUAUGCUCAAUGAUUGUAGCAAUGAAUUAUUUGUUUAUUUGGUAAUAUAUUCCUCCUCUGUCUGCCCAUGGACAUACCGAAGCCAAUGUUUGUGUAUUCUUUCAAUAAUACUUGAGAACCAGUUGCCACCAUAGCUCACAUGUGAUUUAAGAUACAAAAAUCAUUUUUGUAAAUGGAACAUUAUGUACACAUUUCCUUAUAGUUUUCUUUGAAUCUAUAUAUUGUUGUGAGGUCUAGCUUUGAUACUUAUUGAACUUAUUGUUCAUCGAAAAUACUCAAAUACCAUUAUUUCAAAACUUUGUUGUUUCAAAAACCGUUAUUGUUAUUAUGUUGUUAUUAAUUUUAUAUGGUAAUAAAAAUAUGUUCUACAUCAUCAUAGUAGCCAUAGUAUAUUAACGCAUUAUUCAAGGUCACGUAUGUCAAAAAGGGUUACAGGUAAAUCAAUCUAGGUAAUCGAAUUCAGAAAGAUGAUCUCUAUGAAAAUAUUGAAAAAUAUAGGGCAUUCCUAUUGGAAAAAUCAUGUUCAUUUCAAUAUCAUGUGACCUUUGACAGCAACUGUUUAUUUUUUCAAAGACAUUUUAGAUUUAACCCUACAAUUCUUCUAUUCUACGUUUUUUGUAUAGCUUUUCCAUCAAAAGAGUUGAAGGGGGAUUCAAAAUGAACUUGAAUACACAGCAUGUUUUGUUCUGGAAAAUUCAAGAGAUGCUAAUAACCU
Phaedon cochleariae (mustard beetle) is the source of this 3949-nucleotide messenger RNA. The record is from the annotation of a GenBank genome assembly. NCBI's taxonomy places the organism in Eukaryota, Metazoa, Arthropoda, Insecta, Coleoptera, Chrysomelidae.